This is a messenger RNA of Dermatophagoides pteronyssinus (European house dust mite), 2376 nucleotides long. RefSeq names its product hemocyte protein-glutamine gamma-glutamyltransferase-like. Gene Ontology annotation, molecular function: protein-glutamine gamma-glutamyltransferase activity. The record is from RefSeq and is a predicted model, not a curated record. NCBI's taxonomy places the organism in Eukaryota, Metazoa, Arthropoda, Arachnida, Sarcoptiformes, Pyroglyphidae. Gene Ontology annotation, biological process: peptide cross-linking.
UUAUCAAAAUGGUCAUCAUCAUCAUCGUCACCGUUAUCGCCAUUAUUCAAUAAAAUUUUAUUAAAUUUAUUAAUUACAUUCAUAAUAAUAUUAUCAUUAUCAAUCGAUACAAGUCAAUCAUUACGUGUGCCAUAUCGUUAUCCACAUUAUCCAUUGUUUCAUAAAGAAUUUUUACAAGGAUCUUCAGGACCGGUACCAAACGAUGUAAUCGGUGUUGAAUUAUUUCAACGUGAUAAUGCAAAAGAACAUCAUACAUAUAAAUAUGAAUUAUUGGAAAAAAAUAACCCGGCAUUGGUUAUACGACGUGGUGAUCCAUUUUAUUUGGCCAUCCAACUACGUAAUGUUUAUGAUCAAGAUAAUAAUAAAAUUCGUUUGGAAUUUUUAUUUGGUAAUAAUCCACAAGUUGGCAAAGGUACAUUAAUAUAUUUGCCAAUAACACAGAAUAAAGAUUUUACAAAAGAUCCAAGUAAAUGGGAUGCACGUAUACGUAAUAUUGAUGGUAAUCGUUUAACGCUACAAGUACGUAUACCAGCUAAUACAGCUGUUGGUAUAUGGCGUUUAAGAAUAUCAACCAAACCACAAGGUUCAAGAAAUAUUAAAACAUUUGAAGUUCAUAAUAAAAUUUUUUUACUAUUCAAUCCAUGGAAUAAAGAUGACACUGUUUAUUUAGCUGAUGAAAUUCGUCGUCAAGAAUAUAUUCUAAAUGAUAUUGGUAAAAUUUAUAUUGGUUCACAUUCAAAACCAAAAGGUAGACAAUGGGUUUAUGGUCAGUUUGAAGAAUCUGUACUACCUGCUGCUGUAUUUUUAUUGGAUAAAUCACGUUUAGAUUAUUCGGCACGUUCAAAUCCGGCAAAAGUUGUACGUGCAGUUGCUGCAUUAGUCAAUAGUCAUGAUGAUAAUGGUCUUUUAGUUGGUAAUUGGUCCGGUAAUUAUCAUGAUGGUAAUGCACCAUGGCAAUGGACUGGUAGUGCACCAAUUUUUGAACAAUAUCUUCGUUCAAAUGGUGAACCAAUAAAAUUUGGUCAAUGUUGGGUAUUUGCUGGUUCAACAACAACAAUGUCUCGAACGUUAGGAAUACCGGCACGUACAAUUACGAAUUUUGUUUCAGCUCAUGAUACUGAUGAUAGUUUAACUGUGGAUAAAUUUUUUAGUAAAACUGGUGAACCUAUUUCCGAUGUUAAUUCUGAUUCGAUUUGGAAUUUUCAUGUUUGGACUGAUGUAUGGAUGUCAAGACCGGAUUUACCACCUGGUUAUGGUGGUUGGCAAGUAAUCGAUGCAACACCACAAGAAUCAAGUGAUGCUAGUGGACUUUAUCAAAUGGGACCAGCAUCAGUGGAAGCAAUAAAACGUGGUGAAGUUGGCCUACCAUAUGAUGUUGCAUUUGUUUUUGCUGAAGUUAAUUCGGAUGUUGUUCAUUGGCAAUUGGAUGAAUCAAGUGAACUUGGUUGGAAAAAAAUUAAAACAAAUCGAUAUCAUGUUGGUCGAAAAUUAUUUACAAAAAGAGCAGGUGUGGAAGCCGAAUAUAAUGGCAUCAAUGAUGCUGAAGACAUUACCGAUAUUUAUAAAUUCAAAGAAGGAACAGAAGAAGAACGAAUGGCUGUAUUGAAUGCGGCUAGAGGUGCUGGCCUAUCUUUCCUGUUUGAAAUCCCUGCUCCAGGUAAAGAAGAGGUCGAAUUUGAUUUGUUAGACAUCGAAAAAGUUGUUGUGGGCAAUCCUUUUUUCAUACAAGUUGAAAUGGCUAAUCGUGUUGGAAGUCAACGUACAAUUACAUUAUCAUUGAAUGCUAAUAGUUUUUUCCCGAACGGUAUAUUGGCCAAAAAGAUUAAAAAUGAACGACACAUUGUCCGAUUAAAACCAUAUCAAAAGGAAGUAUUAAGAGUUCGAGUAAAUCCAGAAGAAUAUCUUGAUAAUCUUGUUGAUUAUUCAUUGAUAAAAGUUUAUGCUGUUGCUACUGUAAAAGAAACACAACAAACAUGGUCAGAAGAAGAUGAUUUUUCUAUUGAUAAACCACAUAUGGAAUUAUAUACAAGAGGAUUUAUUGAAGUUGGUCGUGAAUUUACAUUAGAAAUUCGUUUAACAAAUCCAAUACGUCGUAUACUUGAAGAUUGUUGGUUUUCAGUCGAAGGACCUGGAUUAAAACGACAAAUGAGAAUUAAUUCUAGAAAUAUAAUGCCCGGUGAAACUAUUACAAAUACAAUUCGAUUAAUACCGGAUCGUCCUGGUUCAAGAAAUAUUAUCGUUAUAUUUCAUUCAAGACAAUUGGCUGAUGUUGUUGGUACUAAAAAUAUUCUUGUUCGUGGAUAGGAAAUUUUGCUUGUUCUGUUUUUCAACCCAAAAAACAAAUUAGAUUAUUCAAUUCAAUUCAAUUUCGUUCAU